Molecule: messenger RNA, 2592 nt
Organism: Botrytis fragariae
Lineage: Eukaryota; Fungi; Ascomycota; Leotiomycetes; Helotiales; Sclerotiniaceae
Product: putative set domain-containing protein 5 protein
Exons: 6
Coding region: 1-2592 (863 amino acids)
Molecular function (GO): protein binding
Source: RefSeq, a predicted model, not a curated record
AUGGCAAGUGACGAUGAGGUCGGACUAUUCAUUGAAGCUUGUCGGAUCAACCACGCCUGCGAUAACAACGCCUCUAGCAACUGGAACACGAAUAUCCAGAAGCACACUAUCCACGCGCCGAGAGAUAUCCAGGAAGGCAAAGAGAUCACGAUAAGCUAUCUUGGAUCCCGCUCAUGGCCUUGCGAAAUUCGACGUCAGGUUCUCCAAGAAAAAUUCAAAUUUUUAUGCUCAUACAAUCUUUGUGCUUUAUCUGCUGGGCAAUCUAGGCACAUUGACAGAGAACUCAUGGAUAUCGCUCGGAUUAUGACCCUGAUUCCAGGCACCUUUAUGAGAUAUCCGUUGCGGGGCGUCCGUUUCAUGGAUCAAGCAGUUCAGCUACUCUCUGGCAAAAAACUGGGUGUCAGCUUGUUGGGUGGUCUGUUUGUUGAAGCUUCUAAGAUGAACAUAGGUCACGGCGACUUGGCACGAGCUCGUAUCUUGGCUGAGAAGGCAACAACUUACUUGAUAAUAUCAUAUGGUAGUGACAGUCUACAAGUGCUCGAUAACCAGCAUCGAGCGAACCAUCUAUCUAUGAACAUCUAUUACGGCUUAUCAUCUCUAGAUUGGGCGACACCCGUCCAUGAUGUCCCAUCAAGUCUUGAUUCCAAUGGAUUUGAAGACUGGCUUUGGAGAAGAGAGGGACUACAGAAUUCACAAAUUUAUUUCCAAAGCCCAAACAAUCUCGCAAUUCUGGUCAAAGACAUUGAUGACACAAAUGUCGAACUCUUACUCGAAACCAAUGCACGAGGCAUAUUUCCUAGACUUCGAAAAGCGCACCUAGUUGCAAUUCUCUAUGCGCAACGCGACGGCAAAAUUACUGAACCUGAAAUCAGCCUUGAAAACGUCGCGUUACUUCAGAUCUUCCCAAUAUCGUUGUCUCACUUGAUUGCAUUAAGAGAUCUGACUCGAGAGUUCUCUUCGAAAAGAGAGACUGAUAAUCCAGAACAUGCCAUGGAUGUGGAGUCUCAAAUUCGCUCCGAGCAAACAAAUUCACUAGGUCACGCAGACCCGAAGGUGGACGGUCCGAAUGAGUGUAUCACGAUGGCUGAUCAAAUGUAUGCGAAGCGGGAUGUGCCAGGGAAAGGUUUAGGUCUCAUUGCGACUAUUAAUAUUCCUAGGGGCACACGAAUUCUUUCGGAGUCGGCACUGAUGUUAGGACCUGAAUUGAUCGGAGAUGACUUCCGAUCUUGCAUCUCAAAACAAUGGCCUACUCUCAGUCAUCAACAGCGACAGGAUUACGUUUCUUUUGGUCCUGCACAACCAUACACAAAUGACUUUGAACGGUUGUGUGCGAUUUUUAAUACAAAUUGUCUGCCUUUGAAAGGAGCCAGUAUUUUAGAGGAGGAAACCAGCAAUACAGGCGGAUCUCAAACCCGAGACCGAAGAGGCGGAUUUUUCCUCGAUGCAUGUCGUAUCAAUCAUGCUUGCGAUCGAAACGCGGGGGCUCACUGGAUUGAGAGUAGCCAAAAAAUCGCUAUCACGGCUCUGAAAGAUAUCUGCAAAGAUGAGGAAAUUACGAUGAACUAUCUUGGUCUCAAUAAACCCCGCAGAGCUCGCCGUGCGAGUCUUCAGGAAAAAUUCGGAUUUGAUUGUUUAUGUGGUCUCUGCUCCUUGCCCACAAAAGAGAGCAAGAACAGUGAUAGGCAAUUGAGUGAAAUACCCAAGUUGACACUCUUUGUUUUUGGUCGUAUCGCAGCGAGCAGACGUGCUAGACCAUUACUGGAACUUCGUGAAUUCGAUCAACUCGUCCGUCUUCAUAAUGAACAGGAAACCGGUAUUGCCGAUAUGGGGCGAAUCUAUGUGGCUAUCGCUGAGACUGUUCUCAAGUAUAGAGACUUAGCCAGAGGAAAGGUUUUCGCGGAGAGGGCAAUAUCUGACUUUGAAAUAGUCUAUGGCAGUGACUGUAUGGAAAUACAAAAAUGGGGGUACCUAGUCGACAACCCUACUGAAUACGAAUUAUUUGGGCAUUCGACAACAUGGAAAACAACAGUCGACGAAAUACCCACUGGUCUUUCUCCGGACAAAUUCGAAGACUGGCUAUGGAAAAGAGGGCGAGUGCGUUCUGUGGAACGCAUAGUCGACUUUCGAAGCCGCUCCAUUUUUCCACCAAUUGUUCACCUGCCCUUCUCAAGCAAUAGCGACUACUACGAGACCAACGAAGUUUCUUGUUCCAGGCCACGAAAUCAUUGGUGUUUCUUUGGAGAGAUUACCUAUACAACUAAGUUUGGAAAUUCAUCGUUGGCAGUCAAAGAUGUUGAUGGUAAAGAGAUCAAGCUUGCAUUCGGAACCGAAGAAAGGGGGAGAGAAUUACCACCAAAUAGAGUCAAAGUAGGAUAUACAGUUGCGAUCAUUAACGCGAAGCCCCAUGAGUUUCCAAUUGAAGAUGAAAAUUUUGGUCGAAAAAUGGGUAUUCUUCAUGAUGAUGAACUUUAUCUUCACGCUUUCUCUCAAAGAGCUAUUCGCGUUAAACGAUCAAAUCCAAGUGUUUUCAACAGAAACGAAUGGUCUAAGAAUGUGUCAUGGAUGUCAGAAAAAAUCAGCCUCGCUGUUUAA